Rattus norvegicus (Norway rat) is the source of this 4884-nucleotide messenger RNA. The record is from RefSeq and is a predicted model, not a curated record. NCBI's taxonomy places the organism in Eukaryota, Metazoa, Chordata, Mammalia, Rodentia, Muridae.
ACAGUGAGUAUACAAGAAGAUGGAGGGAGAGGGUAGCAAGUGACGACCAGCGCACUCACACAGUGACACACAUGUACUGCACUCACACGUGCAAAAUGUGCACCUACACACAUGCAAGUACAUAUAUGCAAACGUUUUUGUCCUUUUUAAAGCUUUUCGAUUUUAUUUUGUGAGUGUGAGCAUUUGCCUAUGUGUGUGUUUGUGUACCACAUGCACGCCUUGUGCCUUUGGAGUCCAGAAGAGGGCAUCUGCUCCCUGGAACUAGAUUUACAGGACAUUAUAAGGCACCAUGUGAGUUCUGGGAAUGGAGCGCUGGCCCUCUGGAACGGCCACCAGUGGGCCACCUCUACGGUUCUCUGGGUUUUGUUUUGCUGCUGUCAUUUUAUUUUUAAGUAGAAACUGCUCAGCAGGAAGACAGAAGAGGUGUACACCUCCAUGAAGUGCCAUGGCUUGGAAGAAUCUUCAGCUGAAAGGAGGUUUUAACUUUGUCAUUCAGUAUUCAGAGAUGGACGUUAUCUCCUCAAUAAUAAAGAAUCAGCUUCACUCUAAAAUCGGAGUUGAUCAUCAAAGGAAUUUCUGAAUAAACACGAAAAAGCCGUAGAAAGAAUUCAAAGGUUUUGUGUGCCGACCAGCAUGGACAGAUCCAUUUAUACUUCCCCUUGAGGCCGGUGACUAAAACCACAGUCCCUUCGCUAUGAGUGUGUGGUGUGUGGGAAGAAAGUGGCCGGUGAAGGGAGCGGCGAAGAUCAAGAGACUUUCCCACAUAUUUAGUCAGUGGUGAUGGGUACAUCCCACUGUCUCUUCCUGGCCAGGACCCUGUCUGCCCAUCGCACAUUCAGAGGCUCCCUUCAAACCGGUCUGAGAUGAGUAAUGGCAUGCUUUGUAGAACAGAGCAGAGAGUUUCAUUUGAGAAAGCCAACAGAGAAUGAUUCUGAAGUAAUCCCGUCACAGUUGGUUGGCAGCGACACAAAUUUCUCCCUCCACUGUUGUCUUACCACAGUGCUGAAUACUGCUGGGAGUGUUGGAGGAGCACGUGGGCCAGCUGGGCGCUGUCUGCAGUCACUGCACUUCCAAACAGCAGCGAUGUGAAAACUCAGAGUGCUCACUCCUCCUACCUAACCCCCGGCCUUCCUACAGGGACCAAAGGAAGCACAACAUGUUGUUCAGGGCUAGUGUCAGGAUGAGCAACUGCCACAGAAUGGAGGAAGGGACUCUCACCUCCAGAGUCCCUCCUGCUCCUUGAGCACCAGGCAGGGGCUCCCAGGCAGCCACAGAGGCAACCAGGACUCACUGGAACCAGUGCAAGGAACAGUUAGCUUCUGCUUAAUCACACAGAAUCCCAAGGUGUAAACAGAGGACCCAGCGUAGAGUCCCCCAUCUCCGUACUCAUUUGGAGAAGAGACAGAGUCAUUUGUACUUCUUGUGUAUACCUCAAUCUUUUAACUGUACUUUUCUCUCGACACGCUUUUCUGGUUUCAAUUUCUCUGCUUGCACCCAUACUCCACCUUUCUUCUUCUUUUGAGUCCUGAAGACUUCCGGGGCUCUGUUGCCUGCGGCUCCAUGUUGGCCUCUGCCAGUAGAGGGCGCUGCCAGGAGACCGUACACAGCUGAGAAAGGGAGGGAAGUUUUAUUCCUCUGUGCUGUAACCAAGCCCACUGAGGCAAAGGGAAGCGGAGGGUCCCGGCGGUGUUUGUCUCAGCGGGGACACAUCUCACAGAGCUGAGACCAGCAAUUCUCUAAGGUCAGCCUCUUCUUUCUUGGCAACCACACCUUGUAUUUGAGGGCCAGCGUGCCAGCUACGCUUUCCCGCCAAGUUUUCUCCUCUGCCCUGUACCCACUAGUUCUAAGUCUUCUUCUAUUCUCCCUCUGUUCUGUUACUGUCAGCCUUGUCUUCUGACUGAUCCCACUGCAUGUCCCGUGUGCUGUGGCUAACCCGUAGGGAGCCAGGGCUUUUGGCUCCCGGGGAAGCGCGAUAUGGUAAACUGGAUAUAUUUCAGUGAAUUUGUUUCCAUAUCCUAGUCAGAUUGGCCUGGGAUGCGCCAUUAGACAGAUAUCAUAAGGCUGGAUUUCCUUUCAUAGCCCACCUUUGUGUGUUUAAAAAGAAAAGCCCGGGUUGGGGAUUUAGCUCAGUGGUAGAGCGCUUGCCUAGGAAGCACAAGGCCCUGGGUUCGGUCCCCAGCUCCGGAAAAAAAUAAAAUAAAUAAUGAGACCUUUCUCAAUUAAAAAAGAAAAGCCCAUUUCUCCUGUCUCCCUCAAGUUAUAACUGCAUUGUUUAAAGUUGUAGUACAUUUGUGGUUUUUAAAAUAAUUCAACAAUCUAGAGAGAUUAGUGUGUAAAACCUUAAAAGUGGGAAUUUUAAAAAUUAAGAAUUAAAAAAAUUAGGAAUUAAUUAAAAAUUAAUUUGGGACCAGGGGAAAUGGCUUAGUCAGCUGUAUAAACAUGAUGACUUGAAUUUGGAUCCCCAGAGCCCACAUUAAAGCUAAAUUAGGCUGUAUUUGACUAUAACUCCAAAGGUAGGAAGGCAAAGAUAGACUGGGGCCUGGCCAGUUAGCCAGUCUAACCAAAAAAUCAUGUUCCAGGUUCAGAGAGAGACUCUGUCUCAAAACUGAAAUGGCGAACAAUAGAGAACAUGAAUCCCUGGCCUCUGGACAGGCGUGUGUGGUUGUGGACACUCGUACUCACACACAUAUCUGUAUACAUACACAGCACACACAGAGAGCACAUGCAGAGAGCACACACAUACAACACAUAUACAGCACACACAGAGAGCACACACAGCACACACAGAACACACAGAGAGAGCACACAUACAGCACACGCACACAUACAACACAUACACAGCACACACAGAAAGCACACACACAGCACACAGAGAACACACACAGCACACACACAGAGCACAUACACAAACACACACAGACUUACACACACAGCACACACAGAGAACACACAGAGAACACACACACACAGACUCACACACACAGAGCACACACAGAGAGCACACACAGAAAGCACACACACAGCACACACACAGAGCACAUACACACACACAGAGAACACACACAGCACAUACACACAAACUCACACAAACAUACACACAGAGAGAACACAUUCACACAGAGAGAACACACACAGCACACACACACACAUACAGCACACACACAGAACACACACAGAGCACAUACACAUUCACACACAGAGACUCUCACACAUGCAGAGAGAGCGCACAGCACACACAGAGAGCACACAUAGAACACAUACACAGAGCACAUGCACAUGCACACACACAGACUCACACACAGAGCACACACACAGCAUACACAGCACACACAGAGAACACACAGAGAGAGCACACAUACAGCACACGCACAGAGCACACACACACAACACAUACACAGCACACACAGAAAGCAUACACACAGCACACAGAGAACACACACACAGCACACACACAGAGCACAUACACACACACAGACUCACACACACACAGAGAACACACAUAGCACAUACACACACAUACACACAGACUCACACAAACACACACACAGAGAGAACACAUUCACACAGAGAGAACACAACAGCACACACACACAUACAGCACACACACACACAGAACACACACAGAGCACAUACACAUUCACACACAGAGACUCUCACACACACAUGCAGAGAGAGAGCACACACACAGCACACACAGAGAGCACACAUAGAACACACACAGAGCACAUGCACAUGCACACACACAGACUCACACACACAUAAACACAGAGAACACAUUCACACACAGAGAGAACACACACAAUACACACACAGAGAGCACAUACAUAUGAACACACAUAGAUUCACACACACAAACACACACAUACGCAUAGCACAAACACCAAAAAAGUAAAUUAAAAUAAAUAAAAAUCAAUUAAAUUUGUUUGGGUUAUCACUGUGUAGAUGAUUGUCUGGAUGAAGGAAGGAAAGAAGGAAGGAAGGAAGGAAAGAAGGAAGGAAGGAAGGAAAGAAGGAAGGAAGGAAGGAAGGAAGCAGCAGGUAAAAGCAAGAAAGGCCUGAAGUGGAAACUCAAGGGUUCUUUGGAAAGUCAGUUGUGUUGGAUGGUGUUUUGCUGGGGCAGACACUCGAAGGAACAUUUCACUGGAGCAGACACAAGUGGGAGGAUUUCUGCUAAAGCAAGCACAUGAAAGGACACGUGAUGAAGGACUCUUUGCUACCCACGUGCAUGUAUUGUUCUGCCUUACACUGCAUAGUUGAGCUGCAUCUGUCAGGACUCCAUAAAGAGAAAUGCGCCAAAAAAUUUCUGGUGAUAUGCUGUGCCUUCUUGCCACUUCCUUGGGCUUGGGCCGAUUGGCAGAGUGAUGUCAGCGGACACAAACUCUCAUACUGAGGGAAGACGUGUGCUGAGUAUAAAUAGGACUCCUCGGAGAGUGACAGAGGCUGAGCUUGGCUUGCUCGCGUGUAGAGCUAGCUGCUCACUGCUUGUUGGUCUCGAGUCUUCACUGCUUCACGGAGAGAGGCACAGCUGAGAACUUCUCCUGGCAUUCCUGUUGGCCCUGGUCUCUCCUUCUGAGUUGUGUUAUGCCACCGCUCCUGCUAUCCCGAUACUACUGAACUGGACUGCUAGUCUCUCCUCUUGGGGGAGACAGGUAGAUGGACAGAUAGCGUGUAUGUAAGAGGAUGCUGUAAAGAAACUGCUGACAUGACUGCUCCCUCAUAUGGUUAAGGUUUUUAUAGUAGAUAUGAGAGAGAGAGAACAGCCAGACGCAUCUGAAAGAGUCCAGAGCAGCGAGAAAAAGAAGUAGACUGAGCGUGGCCAGCCUAGUCAGCAUGCCCAGGGCUAUCUGGGAGAGAAGGGAGAAUAACCAGAGAUAGAGGGAGCCU